This is a messenger RNA of Soboliphyme baturini, 510 nucleotides long. NCBI's taxonomy places the organism in Eukaryota, Metazoa, Nematoda, Enoplea, Dioctophymatida, Soboliphymatidae. The record is from the annotation of a GenBank genome assembly.
AUGAUGUGUGCUGCCGUCAACGAGGAUGUACUGAUGGAUGACAGUGUGAUAAGAGGCGAGAAUUCGGACUGGUCAACCAUAUCGCCGGAUCUGCUGCAGCGGAUACUAGAGUUUCUGCCUUACGCCGAUGUUUAUUUCUGUGCGUUAGUGUGCGUACAGUGGCAAGAGAUCGUCAAGAAUUACUUCUCCUCACAAGUGCGACUGUAUGCUUAUCGCAUGCUUCAUCGCUUACCGCAGUUGGGGCGUAUGAAUGAUCGCAUCAGCCACGCUGAGGUUCGUCUUUGUUCAUCUUGCAUGUACGUCGGCUUACGGCGAGCGACCGAAGCCAAAGAGUUGGAUAUGCAGGUGUCUCAAUUUGGUACCCUCAUUCCGGACGAAGCGUGGCUUGAGGCAAUCUCUUCGCGUUGCGUUGAUCGCAAAUACGAUCUACUUAUUUGCGAGGAAAGCAAUCGGCGCCUUCUGCCGUACUUGAAGAAGUACUUCAACCGCGUCCAGAUUAUUUCAAAGUAG